UUAGUUAUUUGUAUACAAUACAAGCGUGGUCCAAUUCAAAAAUACAUAUUAAUUAAAUUAAAAAUAAUUGAUAAACAUACUGGAUAAAAGUUCAUACGCAAAAAUGACAAGUUAACAUAAUUUUGUCCAUGAGUCGUCAGAAGAGGCAAUCCAAGCUUUUGAAGUACUUAUACCAACUUGCUAUUGGAUGGUUAUCAAAUGCGUUUUUCAAAACUAUUAGCACGGUCAUUAUACGGGGCGCAGGGCACGUGGGUAGGGCGAAGUGCCCAAUGGGAUUGGCGACUGUGGCUGCGCGCAUCCGCCCUUCAUCCAAAACCACCCCAAACGGUUGGCCACGCGGGGGGUGGUUGAGGACGCGCGCGCCUGCCACCGGUCCCUUCAGUCUGGCAGCGCCGACACACCAUGUGUCAUUCAGUAGUCGCGAUUGUGAGAGAAGACCCACACCAACGAUCACGGUGAGAAUUCUAUGCUACACAUUUAAAGUUACGAUCACGUAGACGCAGUGAUUGUUGCCGAAAUCAUCAAAAGUGAUAAAAUACUUAUACAUACAAUAAUAAAAACGGUUAUAUAAUUUAAUAUUACACGAUAUGGAUUCUACCAAAUCGGCCAGGAACGUAUACAGCAUCGAUCAAAUUCUCGGAACUACGCAUCCGUCCAAAAACGAAAAUUCGAGUGUUCAUUGCCAAUCGAAAUUGGACGCAUUAUAUGCUGCUAGUGGGACCGAUCCAUCACUACAUCGAUCUGAUGAACACGAUGACGAUAAACCGCGAAAAGUUCGUCGUAGCAGAACAACAUUUACAACAUAUCAAUUACAUCAAUUAGAAAGAGCUUUCGAAAAAACUCAAUAUCCUGAUGUAUUUACUAGAGAAGAACUCGCUUUACGAUUGGAUCUCAGUGAAGCCAGAGUACAGGUAUGGUUUCAAAACCGUAGAGCUAAAUGGAGAAAACGAGAAAAAUCAAUGGGCAGAGAAUCCAAUCCAUACAUACCUGACCACACGUUGUUCAGAAACGACUGUAUGUCAGUGGCGCCCGCGCUGGGAGGUCCGCUGCCGUUCCUCACGCCCGAACAGUUCUGGCCCAGCAUCGUGUUCAACCCGGCGGCCGCGUCCGCGUUCCUGCUCGGCCUGCCGUGGCACCAUCAUCACGCCGCCCAGCCGUCGGCCACUGCGGCCGCCGCGUCGUACCAGUCGUCCGUGCACAAGGCGCUGUCCGAGCGAAUCAUCACCGCCAACCAGUGGCCGGCCGUCGCGCUGCAGACGUCGUCGUCCGAACCGCACAGCCCGUCGUCCGCGGGCACGUCCAGUCCCGCGCCGCUGUCGCCUGUCCGCGAGCCGUCGGUAGACACGACCACUGUCGCCGCCGCCGCCGCCGCCGCCGCCGAAAGCCGAUCGCCUUACCUGAACGACGACGACGAUGACGGCGAUGACGACGACGACGUAACCGGCAGGUGUUCGCCGCCCGUUCUGGUGGAAAACGUUUCCUGUUAACGUGUUAACAUAUGACAUUACCUAAACUAAUACCUGCAUAUAGGAACCAACCGCUUUAAACAUUUAUUAUGUCACUUCGACUCUCUCCCUCCCCUGUUCAACACGAUCGUCACAUCGACCAUCGUCGUACCAAUUUGACGUGUGAUUGUUUUUUUUUGUAUGUCGUGAAUUUUUGUUCAGACCUAAGACUUAUAUAUUAUACAAUCAUCAUCUCGACGAUAUAGUUUUAAAAACAAAAAUAAAUUAUAAGAAAUAUAAUUUUACACGUAGAUUGUUUUGUAUAUAAAAUGUUUUUACCGAUAUUACCCAUUGUAUGUACCAUAAUAACAUUAAAUUUUUGCAAACGUUAA
This is a messenger RNA of Aphis gossypii (cotton aphid), 1837 nucleotides long. It is a transcript of the gene hbn, whose product is annotated as retinal homeobox protein Rx3. Gene Ontology annotation, molecular function: RNA polymerase II transcription regulatory region sequence-specific DNA binding; DNA-binding transcription factor activity, RNA polymerase II-specific. Lineage: Eukaryota; Metazoa; Arthropoda; Insecta; Hemiptera; Aphididae. Gene Ontology annotation, biological process: regulation of transcription by RNA polymerase II. Bases 588 to 1487 code for a protein of 299 amino acids. The record is from RefSeq and is a predicted model, not a curated record. The transcript has 5 exons.